UUGAUGAGUUUGUGGUGUGUCAAUCAGCUGGAUGAGUGCAAGAGAACUCUGUGCGAAAAUCCAUCCUCCAUCCCUUGAUCCCUUGAUCCCUUGAUCAGUCCCAAGUCAGUCCCAAGUCAGUCCGGAUGAGUUCGAACCUGUGUUGCUGCUCGCCGUGUCGUCCGACCUUCCGGAAGCAUGUGGAUAACAUCUACCCGUCGGUGCCGGAGGAGGGUCUGGUCCAGACCAAGAUGGACACGUUGGUGUACUACGCGGCCCGCUCGCCCGAGAAACUGGAUCGCAUCGGCGAAUAUCUCGAGCAACGCAUUUCGCGCGACAUCUACCGCAAUCGCCGGGGCUACGUGUUCAUCGGCAUGGAGGCCAUGGACCAGCUCAUCAAGAGCUGUCACAUCAACACCAUCAAUCUGUUCGCCGAGUCGUUCCUGAAGACGGUCCAGAAACUCCUGGAGAGCCCGGAUCCCGAGCUGCAAAUCCUGGCCUCGCAAUCCUUCAAGAAGUUCUCCGAGAUCAAGGAAGACGCGCCCUCCUAUCAUCGCAGCUACAACUUCUUCAUCGAGCGAUUCGCCCAGAUGUGUCACAGUGACUAUCCGGACGCGGUCUUGCGGCGCGAACUCCGCCUGUCCGGCUUGCAGGGCCUCAAUGGCGUCAUUCGCAAGACCGUCAACGAAGAUUUGGCCGAGAACAUCUGGGAUCCCAAGCACAUGGAGAAGAUCGUGCCUUCCUUGCUGUACAACAUCGAUCCGGCCCAAUUGGAGGGGCGGGGCGAUCGGGAGACGCCGGAUUUGGGCACGUCCAUCGGCGAUGCCAAGAGUCCGUGUUGGGUGGCCGACGAGAUCUUGCGCGAACUCGUCCAGUCGGCCUCGUUUGGCUCGAUCAAGGCCAUCUUGCGGCCCGUGUUGCAGUUCAUGCAGGACCACGAUCUGUGGGAUGAGUCCGGCCAUCCCCGGGCUACCCACACCUUCGAGGCUAUCAUGUACUCGAUCCACAUGGAUUUGUCCUACAAAGUCAUCGACAAGCUCAUGAGCGAGCUGGACUUGCCCACCAAUAGCUUGGUGCAAAAGGCCAGCAUCGCCAUCGUCUUGUCCCAAAUCAUCGGCAUCGGCGUGGGCGACUCCACCGUGGGUCCGGCUGUUUUGGAGAUCAUCAAUGACCUACUCAAGCAGCUCAAGAAAUCGGCCGAGAAGGAGAAGACCUACGACCAAUCGAGUUCCAACCCCAAGCAACUCCUCCAACACGCCCUCUUGGACGCCUUGGGUCAAUAUGCCAGCAAGAUGCCCGACUUCCAAAUGAUCGAGAUCAUGACGUUCAUUCUGAGCAAAGUGCCGCAUGAUUCACGGGCUGAUCACGAGCAGCAACUCAUUCUCAUGAAGGCCCUCUUCUGUGUGGCCGAAAAACACACCCCCACCCUGUUUUCCACCACGUUCUCGCCGCAAUUGCUGACCACGUUGAUGCGGCUGUUGCAAGCGCCCGAUCAGGAUGUGCGUCUCCUUGUGCUCCAAACCUUCCAGAUCCUGGUGGAUCGUCACAGUAAUCGCGAAAAGUUGGCCAAACCCACACUCGAGCCUCGGAAUAUGGCUCUGGAAGGCUAUCCGAACAAGUUCAACCGAUCGGAUCAGAUCUUCGUGCAGAAGAGCCUGUUCAACGUGUUCCAGCAUUUCAAACGCGUCUUGGAGGAACAAAGUAACACCAUCGAGUUCAUCGAAGCCAUCUACACCACUUGCGCUCUUCUCCAUAUCGAGACGUCGGCCACGGACGAAAGUGCUCUCUACUUGCUCGACUUGAUCGAAUCGGUCCAAGGAAUUGCCAUCAAGAACAUGAAUUUGAGCACGGAGAACCGCUUCGCUCUGCAUGCCAUCGCCAUUUGCUUCCUUAGUCUCCUGGCCACCACGGUUCAGAGUACGGAAUUGGACGUGUAUCUCGAUGGGAUCGUCCAGUCUCGCGAUGCCAAAGCGCCUCAUAUGUUGCCGCCGCUCAGUGAGGAGUAUCAUCCCGGAUUAGACCCCAACACUCCCGAAGAGGACAUUCUCAUCGACUCCAUUCAAGUGAGAGAAGCUUUGAAGAAUGCCGGGAAGGACGUGCAACGCAUGGAUUCGUUGCCCAGGAGGAAAUCCCCCUCUCGAAAUUCGUGGCCGGAGCAGCGCGAGCAAUACUUGAAUUCCAAUUCAUCCAGCCGCCGCCCGUCCACGAUUUCUAGCGAGUCCGUCAAUGGCGUGGAUUACCAUAGCUCUUGCUCCAGUCCGGGCAUCAUUCGCAAGCCGUUUGGCGAGGAUGUGUCCAUUGCCGCCUUCAAGAAAGUGCUUGAAGGUCCUAGUCAGGUGGAAAAGGAAGCCGAAGUGGCGCGCAAAAAAGAGAUGCAACAGGUUUACUUGAACGCUACACUCGAGGAAAUCAUGAUCAAGACCGCUAAAGAUGGACCUGAGCUUCGAGAUCUUCUCAACGAUGUCUUUAGCCGGGUCUCUUUCAGCGAACUUAUUCCUUUGACCACGGAUGCACGUGAUCCCGAGGAGGUCCAUGAGCCUCGUAAGAAGUCAAUUAUGGCCUGCCGAGAUCCCUACAAUCGAUUAUUUCCAGAGUUGUUCAUGUACUAAUUGUCUCAUAGUCGAUAAAUUAUCUCAAGUCUCAAGAUAUCCCCCCCCCACUUAUGAUUUAUAUGGAGUUUCUUUAGAAUAUAAUUGAUUUUGCUUGUUUCAGA
Molecule: messenger RNA, 2692 nt
Organism: Tigriopus californicus
Lineage: Eukaryota; Metazoa; Arthropoda; Copepoda; Harpacticoida; Harpacticidae
Gene: stmA
Product: protein EFR3 homolog cmp44E-like
Exons: 1
Coding region: 126-2588 (820 amino acids)
Biological process (GO): protein localization to plasma membrane
Cellular component (GO): plasma membrane
Source: RefSeq, a predicted model, not a curated record